AAUUAAUAAUAACAAUGUUACUAUUAUAAACAGUAGAAAGGAAUUUAAUUUACGAGAAAAGUACUAUGGUGAAUACAUAAAUAAUAAGAAUAUAAUGAAUUUUGCCGAUUUUGUUAGAGAAAAGCUAUAUCUUUAUUGUUCAGAAACCAUUUAUGACUUUUAUGAAAAAAUUGGAUUUAAUCAGUUACUUUAUCCUAAUAUACCUGAGCUUAUGCCCCCUCAAAACUCCAAUCAAAAUGAAGCAAUUAAAGCAUUAAACACUUUGUUCAGUGAAGGAGAUUGGAAAUUAUUAAAUCAUAUAAGAAUAACAAUUGAUGAUGAAAUUAUAACUACAAAUCGAAUUACUCGAGACACUGUAGACGAUUUUAAUUUUAAUAUGAAAAGAAAAUACUUUACACUGUUGAUAAGGUGCAGAUAUACAGAAGUAUUGAAAAACUACGACAUAUAUAUGACUGCUAUAAUUCAAACAUGCAGAAAUGAAAAGACCAUAAGUAAUCAUAACUUUGUACAUUGUACUCUUCAAUUUAUUGAAAUGGUUAAUGAUUCAAAAGACAUGUUUAAGUAUAUGUUGUUAGCUUUAGAUAAAUUACAAGCUUCAUAUAUUUGGGAAGUGAUGUAUAAUUCAUAUGCAUGUUUAACGCAAACCUAUAAUUUCUUGAAUAAAUUUUUCUCUAAAAUUGAAAAUCUUAAUUUUAGGAAAAAUGAUUUUAUUAAUUUAUCUUUUAAUGAACUAGAAAUGAAAGUAAUUAAAUUGUCAAAUGAUUUCCAAAAAGCUCAACAAAAUUUUACUAAAAGAAUUAAUGACGGACGAAAUUUAUUUAAUGAAUAUUGCUUGAUUGAUAGUGAAAUGUUAAACAAAAGUCAAUUAAUAAGUUCAUGGGAGAGUAUUGUUUCGUCAACUAAUAAUAACAACACACUCGAUCGUCCACUACAUUUGUAUGAAUAUGGUUUGGAAGACUUUAUGACGUUUUUUAAUAUUGCUAUUAGAAGUGAAUACAACUGUUUAGGUUUCGAUAAAAUAACUAUUAACAAUUGAAGAAAGUUUUAUAUUUAUCUUAUAUAUUAUAUUAAUGAUCUUGUUAAAAUUUAUAACUGUUUUUAUUAAGUUUAAUUUUUUUAUUAUAAAAUUUCUGUAGUAAUAUUUUAUUCUUAUUUUUAAUAAAAUUAUCAGGGCUACGAAAUUUGGCUGUUUAAAUUGUUCAU
This is a messenger RNA of Daktulosphaira vitifoliae (grape phylloxera), 1203 nucleotides long. RefSeq lists its product as uncharacterized. The record is from RefSeq and is a predicted model, not a curated record. NCBI's taxonomy places the organism in Eukaryota, Metazoa, Arthropoda, Insecta, Hemiptera, Phylloxeridae. The transcript has 2 exons. Bases 95 to 1036 code for a protein of 313 amino acids.